AUGCCUGGGUGAGAAAUCUAUUUAAAUUAAAACUUGAAGCCAAGAAGGACUGUGACAGUCACAUGACAGAGUUCCUAACCGUUAUUGAAAAGCUGGAAUCUAAACAGUACAAAAUGGAUGAGGAACAGAAAGUUUGCUAUUUUUUGAGGUCACGAGGACCUAAAUUUCAAAACUCUCAUGGAUGACAAACCAAACCUAAGGCUAGCAGAUGUGAUCGAGCACCUGAGAGAGGAAAGUGUGGAGAGAAGAGCAAGCUUCCCAGCCAGGGAUACAAGACAAACUAUGCGUCUCAGUCCCAAAGGAGAGCCAAGGCUACACUCAGAAAAAUUAUUUGCUUCAAAUACAGCAAAGAAGGUCACAUUCUGGAAGAUCCCCUGCAUUUAAGCAAGCAAGCCAAAGUAAGGGGAAAAGAAAAGGGCCUUCUUUUGCAAGAGAAGAAUCUAACUGUAAACAAAAUCAAGUAGAUGAUUAAUGGACUCAUAUGAGUUUAUAUAUAUAUAUAAAUAUAAAUCUUUGGAGGCAUUAACAAUAUUGACCCAUCAGUGGAUGGCAAUAUCCAAGCUGCAGAUGGCAAAACCAUAACAAUAUGUGGUGCAGGUGCAGGAACCUCAAAUUGCAAGCUAAGCAAUCUACUGAGAGAGAAUCCUGUGGAACAGGUCCUGUUUGUCCUACAGUUGAAUUGCAGCAUGUUCAAUGUAUCUACCUUGGACAGGAAAAAUGGUUUCUGUGUGCAGUUUGAGGACUGAAGAUGCCAGGUGACCGGAGAUGGUGAAUUAUGUGUUGAGACUAAUAUCGCAGAACCUCAGAAGGCUGAAGCAGACCCAGAGCUCUGGCACAGAAGGCUUGGCCACAGAGGCAUCAAAGCCAUUAGGGAACUGAAAUGCAAGGAGCUUGCAAGAGGGGAGAAGGUACUCCAGAGUGCAUCAACCGCAAUGAAGUGCGUAGGUUGCCUAACUGAGAAAAGUGUUAAACCGUUUCCCCCCCGCCCCUCAUAUACUCAACAAAGAAGCACCAGAGUGCUUGAUGUAGUCUAUAGUGAUGUAUGUGGGCCACUGAGUGUUUCCUUGCUAGGGAAAAAUGAGUACGUUGUUUUUUUCCUAGAUGACUUUUCAGGAUACUGUGUUCUGUACCUCCUUAGGGAGAAAAAUGAGACAGUGGAUAUGUUCAGAAAGUACCUCGCCAUGGUGAGCAACAAGUUGCAGAGGGAAACUACAACUCUCAUGAACGACAACAGUGGUGAGUUUACUUCAAACCACAUGAGAACCCUCCUGGAAGAGGAAGCCAUUACACAUGGGAGGAGUGUUAGUCACACCCCACAACAGAGCUCAGUAGCUAAUACAGAGUUUAUGGAGAUGACCUGAUGCAUGCUGAGCGAUGCUGGCCUCCUCAAAUGCAUGUGGGGAGCUGCAGUAGCCACUGCAGGGUAUCUCCAGAACAGACUGCGGGGGCAGCAUGCACACCUUUUGAGCUUUGACAUGGAAGUGUACUUAACCUAUCACACAGGCAUGUAUUUGGCAGCAUUGCCUAUAUACCCAAAGAGAAUAGGCAAGCUGAACUCCAGGGUAGAAUGAGAAACUAUGCUAAGGUAUACUUCUGGAGGCAAAGGUUACAGAGUUAUGGACUUAGAAACACGAAAGGUCAGUGCAAGAAAAGUGCUUCAUUUUGAUGAGCACAGUGAACAGUAAAAUGCUUUUUCUGGGCAGUGAGAGGAAGAGACACAAGACCUCAAGUACUUUUCUGAAUUGAUAUGCAAUAGGCCAGGUCUGCCUUCUACUGUCACACCAGCUAGCACAGAUUAUGAACAGGAAAAAGAAGCAGAGGAGCAGAUUCCAAGCAAUACUACAGGGGAGGAUACUGGUGCCUGCACUGGAGGGCGAUGAGGAUGCUGAGGCGGCUGCAGACACUCAUCGAGACCCAGCAAAAGUAUCCCAGCUCCAUGACUGCCCUACAUCGCAAGGCCUGUACAACUCCACUUGGGAAGAGAUUAAGCAGAUGCCAACUGCUGAACAGAGGAGAAGCCUUAAGAUACGUUUACUAUGAAUGCUCAAGCGAUGGAAUGUUUGCUCUUCACACAGGAACUCCCGGGUUCAAUCUUCAGGAAGGACUGGGCAAGGCCCCCUACCUGAAGCCCGGAAGAGUUGCUGCCGGUCAGUGUUGACAAUACUGAGCUAGAUGGGCCAAUGAUCUGACUCGAGAAUAGGCAGCUUGCAAUGUAUAUCUGUGUCUGAGAGUGCCGGAAAUUGUUCUUGGAUAAAGGGGAGGUAUCUCUUCUCCUACAUGUAGCAUCUGCCUGAUGUGGCAUUCAAGUCUGAGAGGAGGUGCAGAGCCCUGAAUAAAAUCCAAAAUAAAGCCGAGAAGAGCAUGGGCCUGGCUCCCUCACUCCCCAUGGGGCCACCUCCUUUCCCGUACACCUGCUUGCAAGGCGGCCUCUUACAGAGGCCUCCAAGUUCCAAAGUGCCUGUCUAACGGGUUCGUUAGCUGUCGCAGAUUCCAGCCAGCUGGCACUGCAAGGUGGGCUGGAGGCACCGGCGGGUGUUUCUGCAGAGCUUCGCCACCGUCUGCACAGAUUUAGAAAGGUUGUGUCUGUGGGGAAAGAGCUUGGCAUCCUCUGCUUGAAAAUUAAAAGGAUGAAAGAGACCCCUUCUUAUUCUGAGGCUCUGCCACCAAGCAACAACAGAAGCUUCCUCUAUUCUGUCAGUGAUUUGAGUGAUUGGUUGGUUGGUUGGUUGGUUGGUUGGUUGAUUGGUCAGUUGGUUGGUCGGUUGGUUGCAUUUAUAGCCCCCUUUUUCCUCCAAGGAGCUCAAGCGGGCAAACAUGGUUCUCCUCCUCAUUUAAUCCCCACAACAACCCUGCCAGGUAGGUUAGGAUGAGAGGCAAUAGCUGUGACCAAGGGCACCCAGUGGCCAAGAAGGGAUUUGAACCCUGGUCUCUCCUAGGUCACUUUAGCCACUCUACUGUACUAGCUGUGAUUUUUAUUAUUUUUAUUGAUGGGGAACAGGAGCUGGUUGGCAGGCCAAUUAUGACAGAUAGGUGGGGCUGCCCAGCUUUCAACCACUGGAACGUGAGUGCAAUUGUUAUCAUAUAGCACGGCCUGGCUUGGACUGUACCACGGCAGGCUGGAGAAGACUUACAUGUAAAAACCUCACUGCACCCAGAGCUCCCUCACCCUUGUACUCCCUGCUCCAUGAGGUUUUUUUGGUCCUAAGGACAUGAGAAGAGCCCUGCUAGGUCAGACCAAUGGCCCAUCUAGUCCAGUAUCCUGGUUUCACAGGAGUCAACCUGAUACUCAUUUUGGGAAGCCCCCAAGCAAGACCUGAGCACAAAAGCACUGUCCCCUCCUGUAGUUUCCAGCAACUGAAGCAUUUCUGCCUCCAACUGUGGAGGCAGAGCUCAGCCAUUGCCCUCUUUGGAAGCCAUCUAAGUUGGUGGCCAUCACUGCCUACUGUGGGAGGGAGUUCCACAGUUUAACUGUGUGCUGCAUGAAGAAGUCGUAGAAUCAUAGAACUGUAGAGUUGGAAGGGACCCCAAGGGUCAUCUAGCGCAACCCCAUGCAAUGCAGGAAGCUCAACUAAAGCAUCCGUGACAGAUGGCCAGCCAACCUCUGCUUCAAAACUUUCAAUGAAGGAGAGUCAUUUCUUUUAUCUGUCUUGAAAUUUCCAUCAUUCAGCUUCAUUGGAAGUCCAGGAGUUCUAGUGCUAGGACAGAGGGAGGAAAACGUAACACAGAGGAAAUGACGGGUGGAGGGCACAUGGCCUGAGAGUUGUACCCUGUGCAGCUUUGCAGAGAUCCAGGCACACGCCGUCGGAAAAUCUCACUGCUACCCCAAUCACUGAGGCCGCUGCUCUGGUCCCAAGCUGCAGUAACUACUCUGUUGCCUGAAGGUCUGGCUCCUAACUCUUUACACCUCUUAUGUCUUCCAGGGUGUUAAUGGAGAAGAGGUCGAAUGACAGCCGGGACUGUGGUCAUCACAGGCGGAAUAUUAGCGACUGUCAUAUUACUGUGUAUCAUAGCAGUUCUCUGCUAUUGUAGGCUUCAGGUAUUUCAAUUAUAAAAGUGUGCGGGGAGAAGGGGUUUUAAAGGAGAAGAGGCAAAGGUGGGUGAAGCAACAGGUGACCACAGAGCUAUGAAUUUCAGAAUGGUGUAAUGAUCUUUCCAGGGAACUGUAGCUGUGAGGGGAAGAGGGGAUCUCCUAACAACACUCAGUAAUCUCAACAAACUACAUUUCUUAGGAUUCUUGGAGUGGGGGGCCAUGGCUGUUUAAAGUGGUAUACUAGUGCUUUAAGGCUUACGCCCGGGCUCUCUGCAGGAACGUAUUCUCCCAUACAAACCCGCCUGGGCUCUGAGUAGCCCUUUGUUCAGACCCACCUUGGUGGGGACGCAGGAAAGGGCCCUCUUGGAAUUCCUUCCCUUGAGAAGCCAGACAAGCUCACUCUUUGCUCUCCUUCCACUGGCAGGUGAAGAUUGUUUUAUUCCAACAGGCCUUUAAGAACUGACUGCUUUUUUAAGGGCUAAUAAUAGUGCUGUGCUAUUUUUGCAAUCUGUAUUUUGAUAGAGGUGUUUUUAUAUUGUUUAGAUUCUAUUAGAAUUUAAUUACUUUCACAUUAUUUUCUUCUAUAUGUUUUUAACUUUUUUGCAUUUUAUCUCUGUUGUUUUAAUUUGUGUAAGCCACAUUGAGCCCCAGUGUGGGGGAAAAGUGGGAUAAAAAUUAUUAUUAUUAUUAUUAUUUUUAUUAUUAUUAUUAUUAUUGCUGCUGCUGUGUACACAAUAUACAUUUAAAGCACAUUCAAAGUGCAUUCUUUCCUUCAAAUAAUUCUAGGACCUGUAGUUACAAUUCCCACCAACUGUUAACAAACUACAGUUCCCAGAAUUCUUUGAGCAUGGGCAGCAGGAGCGAUGUGCUUGCUUGGAGUUUUUGUGGAUCUCAUGGGAAAGCAUCAAUGUCAACCUGAAAGGGAGACAUGGUGAGACGUACAGCCACCUUCUCAUCAAAUCCCUGCCUCUUCCCCUCUUUGCCUCCCCCAGUAUUACUGCUGCAAGAAGGAGGAGUCCGACGAGGACGGUGAUGAACCAGACUUUGGCAUGGAUUCCCACAUCCCGCCUCUCCACUGCAACCGCAACGUGGCUCUGACGAACGGCCCAUCCUUGUACCGAUCUUCGUCCUCCCCCUACAAGAAGCACUCCCAGUGCCGGACAGUAUGCCCCAACUGCUCACACUAUGAGCCGCCCACCUUCUUCCUCCAGGAGCCAGAGGAGGAGGAGGAGGAGGAGGAAGAGGAGGUCCAGAAUGGGGGCGACCUCAUCAACUACAAGGCCAUCAGCCAGGAAGACCUGGAGCUGCCCGUCAACAUGAGUGGCCUCCAGGCCCUCAACCCCAACCGCCUCUCAGCCAUGCGGGAGGCUUUCUCGCGCAGCCGCAGCAUCAGCACGGACGUCUAA
Messenger RNA from Podarcis lilfordi (Lilford's wall lizard), 5436 nucleotides. The record is from the annotation of a GenBank genome assembly. NCBI's taxonomy places the organism in Eukaryota, Metazoa, Chordata, Lepidosauria, Squamata, Lacertidae.